Cyprinodon variegatus (sheepshead minnow) is the source of this 3127-nucleotide messenger RNA. RefSeq names its product E3 SUMO-protein ligase CBX4-like (gene cbx4). The record is from RefSeq and is a predicted model, not a curated record. The transcript is spliced from 5 exons. Gene Ontology annotation, biological process: negative regulation of DNA-templated transcription. Lineage: Eukaryota; Metazoa; Chordata; Actinopteri; Cyprinodontiformes; Cyprinodontidae. Bases 196 to 1845 code for a protein of 549 amino acids.
CUACGCUCAUUGCCAGGACCGAGGAGUGUGCAGAGAGAGGAGGAGAGAAGGUGGAGGGAAUACGUUCGAAUUUUGGAUCCUAUUGGAAAACUACGGUGUGCGCACGGCACGCACCGACAGGAGACGUUUCUGCAUUUUCACCGUGCGCCCCCCCCCCCCAACCCCUUCCCCAUUGAGAUCGGAUCGGAGCCGAGAAUGGAGCUCCCUGCCGCCGGCGAGCACGUCUUCGCGGUAGAGGGCAUCGAGAAGAAGCGCAUUCGGAAGGGCAAGAUCGAGUACCUGGUCAAGUGGCGCGGCUGGUCUCCAAAGUACAACACAUGGGAGCCGGAGGAGAACAUCCUGGACCCGCGCCUCCUGGUUGCGUUUCAACACAGAGAGAGGCAGGAGCAGAUGAUGGGAUACCGAAAGCGGGGACCAAAACCAAAACAUCUUCUGCUUCAGGUGCCAUCAUUUGCCCGGAGAUCAACCAUCCCAGCUGGAUUCCAGGAAACAGCCAAUGAAGCAGACGGUACCCUAAAGUCGGACUCUACACAGGUCCAACGCUCCCAGCCCCAGCAGUACCAGCUGAACAGCAAAAAGCACCAUCAGUACCAACCCAGCAGCCAGGAGGUCCCUACUGAUGCGCUGAGCAACAGCAAAAAGAAGUUCAUCUACCAGCUCAACAGCAAGAAGCACCACCACUAUGAGCCCGACCCACACAUGUACGACGCUCAGGUUUCGAGGCUCAAAGAGGUGGUCAAAGUUCAGGAACCGGCCAGCAAUCUGGCAAAUCCUGGGUGGACCUUGCCCCUGGCCCUUCAGCAGAAAUGGAUCCACAACAAAGACACUGGUUGUUUGAGCAAAGUCAAAGAGCUCGCAGUAGAGGUGAGGAAACCGGUUAAAGAGGCGCAGAGUGAGAAUGCUCUGAAGCCCAACCCUAAGGAGGCCAGUCUGCCUACUGCUGUCAGCAGCAAAAUGAAGAUAAUCAAAAAUAAAAACAAGAACGGACGCAUUGUUAUUGUCAUGAGCAAAUACAUGGACGGUAACAAGGUUCACGGAGCAAAGGACAAACACAGGGAAUCUUCAAGGGAUGAGAAAACGCACGGCAUCAAAACAUCCGAAAACAAUCCGGCACCCAUGACCAAAAUUGAUGAACACCCCGAGAACGGGAUUCCCAAAGAGAUCUGUAAGGGCAGCUCCCUCUCUGUUGCAGAGCAUCCUUUGAAAUGCUCCCCCAAAGACAGACAAUUUUCCAAACCUUCUCCGAGCACAGCCGAGGAAUACAACACCGAAGUGGCCCGCGGUCAGGCUGAUUUACCGGAGGGUUUAUCUUUGCAGCUGACAGCCAGUUCCCCCCAAACUUCCUGGACUGCCGACACUGCCAUUCCAACCCCUACUGCCAUUGACCAGAUCCGGAUCCCCUCUUUCCCCUGCAACCGGAAGCGUAAGCUUUCAGAUCCCAUUGAGGACAGGAACGUUGGUCAAAUCUACCUGGCAUCGAGGAGUUUGAGCGUGCCCGCUGCUACGAUGGCGCCCCCUCAGGACAAACCCAUGGACCUUCACUGCAGCACGGCACGUCACAGCGGUAUGUGUACGACGUAUCAAGAGGUUGGAAGCCAGGAGGAGCCGAUGGACCUCAGCUGCCCUAAAAAUAAGCGGCCGGUCGAAGUGGAAGCCCAGCCGCCUGCAAAGCCCGAGCCAGCCAUUGAAGACACUUCUUCUGCGGUGAAUAACACGCAGAAAUCUUUGGAUAAAUCUCCAGAGGAACCUGCAAAACAAAUUUCCCCCUUCAUGGGAAACAUCAUCAUCACUGAUAUUACCACAAACAGUCUCACCGUCACCUUUAAGGAGUAUGUUUCUUUCUAAACUAUGGGACCCACAGCUCUGAUUGGCUGAACCUGUGAAUAUGUGCAUAUGUAAAAGAAAACAGAAAUUUGUACAUAUAUUGAUGAAAUGUAUAAUUUAUACAUCAAAUCCAGUAUGUUUCCUAUAACAUUUUAUACAGUAAGUACUUUGUGAUGUUGUAGCCAAGAAAGUGCCCUCGACUAUUUGAGCGAAUGCAUCACUUGGGUGGAGAAUCUUCACCCAAAACAAAAAAAUCUUUGUCUCCUGGAGUUUAAGAAGGGAACUAUCGCUGUUUUUCAUACUUGUACCAAACUUAUAACCUUAGCUAUAUGAAGGUUUAUACAUGUUUCUUAUUACUAAUAUCAUGUUGGUGUGAGAGAAGGUUAUUGAUUGGACUGUUUGCAGAGCAGAUUUAAAGCACUUAAUGCAUUUUCAUACGUUUCAUAAGUGUCAUUGCUGUCGAAGAAACAGUCAGAGAUUUUCUCUUUAUUUUCUUGGUGUAAUAGACAAACCUAGCAUUGUUGAUUGGCAUCUUUAGCUUUGCUCUUGGAUUUUUUUUUAAAGUGUUCAGCCAUGACAUGCAAAUUCAAAAAUGGCAGGUGUGUCAUAGGGCAGUGCUGCUGGCGCAGAGGGAGGUAUCUGCUCCUUCACUGCAAUCUGGCUCAAACUGAAAUGCAUCCGUUUUAAAAGUCAAAUCUUUUCUGCUUGUUUGAACUUGGAAAAACAAGUUUUUGUUACGUUGGAAAGAAAAGAAAGAAUAAAUCCUAGGACCUGUAGGAGUUUACUUGUUGCGUACAAAAUUGCAAAUAAACUUGACUUGUUUGUAUGCAAUUUCUGCAUUAGUGGAUGUAAAAUAUGAGCUAUGAGCUUAUUUUCCUCAGCUGAGAAACACCCAUGUUGCUAAGCAAUUUCAAUCUGCCUGAGUGGCUACAACUACCGGUAGUCAUUUUUGACCAAGAAAGGACAAUAUGAGCAGAUAUUUGGUGGUUAGAGAAUAUAUAGCCAGUGAGUCUGAUACAGGUUGGCCCCCCGUUUAAAUUCUGCUAAAGGGCUUUAAAGACUCUUUGACCGGCUCUAGAUCAGAAGCAUAUCUUAAUUUUUAAGACUUUUGCUUUAACCAUAACAAUAUCGGACCAAAUAUGAUCUACACACUGCCUUUGAAUGCCACAUUUAUUUUUUAUUUCUACUCCAGUCUUUUUGAAACAGCCAAUCCCACCAGCUUGUUUCUUUCCUAUCCACCAGGUGUGCAGCAAACUUUUAGAAAUGAUCUGUUCAAACUCGACAUCAGCUGGUGAGGUAGAGU